CGUCUGUUCUACGCAGCUUCACUUCCGGCCCAAGCGCUCCCGCUUCGCUUCAUUUGUUGAUUGGCAACCAAUCGGACCAUGUCGGUGUCCUUUUGGCCACUGCUGGCCGCCGCCUUGCUGUCUACAUUGCUUACGUUCGCCGAUGGACACGUCCGCUUUGUGUGCCCGAAGCCCAAAAGCCUGACUUCGUCUCUUUAUCGUCGGCCUCCUGGAAGCAAAGGGGAACGUCAGUGUGAUGGGAAGUCGAAAAUACCACCUGCUGAUGGAACUUACACGUUACUCUCUCCAGGGCCUUACACUUUACGGUUUGAAGAAACUGAAUAUCACAAAAACUCACCAUUUCGAAUCUCAUUACACCAAUAUGGAGAUAACAGCUUCUACUGUAUCUUGCUGGACCAGAUUCCUCACAACAACGAAGCUUCUACCAUUGGGACAUACUGUGAUACUGAUGGUGGGCUGAUUGGUGGAUGUAAAGGAAGCACCUACUUCAUCACAGUUCACAUUCCUGACAUCGAUUGUGACAACUGCUACCUGCAGGUAACCUUCAUCAACACGGACACAUCCACAGGUGAUACCUGUCGCCUUGACGAUUACCUCUGUACAGCCUACUGUAGCAUGGCUAAUGUGAAAAUCAAAGCCACUGAACCUGGUAUGAAAAAUCUGUCCUACUGUGAAAAUUAUGCUGAUAACCUGUAUGGCAAAUGGCCCUUUACUCCAAGGGAUAUAUAUAAGGUGAAGCUACCAGGAUUAGAUCCUGUAACCAUUGUACAUGAAGUUACGUGGCAGCAGUUAAAGUUUCGAACCCAGCUCUUUGAAAAAGGGGUCGUUGAAUACAUGUCAGUAUGCAAUGAGACAGACAAUUCAACCACACACCAGCUGCCCCUCAUUCAACUACCAGUUGAGGCCAACAGCAGCCAUUCAGAACUUGUUAUGAAAUACGUGGUGGGGGAAGAUUUCACUGUACAAGACCUACAGAUGCUCAAGGCUGGACAGCUUCAUCUCCAUGUCACCACAACAGACGGCAAAGACUUCUACCCAAGCAUAACACUCCAGAAGUCACUGUACGAGCCUGGCAUCUACCGACAACAUUCGGCCCCCUACACCAGCGCCGGGUGGCUAGCAGGCCCCCAGUUUGUGGGGACCACGGCGAGUUACCCCAUCAUCUCCUGGGGCUUCAGCAAUUGUUCAUAUACCUCCAGAUAUUUCAUUUCUCAACUACACCCCACGGAUGAAACCCACCACAACACCACCCUCCCCCACGGUGUCAUAGGAGUCACAUUCAUGGAGAGCAGAGCAGUGGUCACUGCAACUUUCGUAGGACUCAUUGAAGAGUUGGCUUCGGUGAAAUUUGUUGGACCAGAUCUGGGAGGAGCCCCUGACCUGGUGGUGAAUAUUGAAAACCUGACUGACCAAACCAUCUUUAUAAUUUCUGUUGAUGCUUCACGGCAGAUACCUUAUUUUGAUACAGUUCAGUUUUUGAAGAGAGUUGAAAUCUACCCACGGUCUGACAAUCCCCACCCUGUGAUGGUCGGCGAAUUUGAAGAAGGAAUGUUGUCUGUGAUACGAGGUCCUGAUAUGCGGAUGGUCGGACAAGCGGUCUUUCAAUUCAGUAGAGAUGGAGAGUGGCAUGGCCUGUUGAUGGUGAGAGGUGUGGCUGCCCCUGUUCAUAGCGUUCAAGUCUUCACCGAGAGCCAGUCCGACCAACCCGAUGAUCCAGUGUUACAUCUCAACAAAUUCCUCAAGCCCCAACCAGACGGUUCCCUUUUCGGGGUCCUUAACAUCACUGGUCAAGACAGUGAGUUCUACCUGAACCUUUGGCUUGGUAAACUCUAUGUUGCUGUGGUAACUGACAACAUGUCUGCAGACCACUCUUUCUACAGAGGGCAGGUGUCAGUUCCAGGGGCCUGGUAUUGCACUUCAAAGGAGUUUGGAUUCUGUCCAGUUACAGUCAUGCAGCAUGCCUUCUUUGAGACCUACCACAAGUUCACUGGAUUUACUCCCCAUGGCUUGGCUUCAUUUGUGUUGGACCGUGUCAAUGUUUUCUAUUACAGUAUUCACCUGGAAGGAUUUGAACCCAUGGAGACUGUCACGGAGGUCAACAUUCUCAAUGGGGAACGAACGCUUGUUACUCUGAGUAGCUCAACGCAGAACAUCCAGCCAGGAACCAGAGUAUUUCAUCUAUAUGGCUCCAUACCAGGACAUUCCCCAGAAAUGUUAAAAUACUUAACACAUGGGACACUGAAGGUUUGUGUGAAGACAUCUCUAUUCAAGGAAGAAGGAAUCAUAGGACAGAUCCCCAUGCUUCAGCGAACACAGUGUGGAAAAUCUCAGAUAAUCACAGUGGGAGGCACAACUGGCUGGAGCCCCAACAGUACAGACAUUAGCAAUUUAUCCAUUGUCCAGGGAGACAUGUUAGGGUUUGUCUAUGGAGCCACAGAGAAUGUCAUCUUACUGAAGGAUAAGGACCACUUCCAGAGAUGUGACUUCACUGACAGCCGUCCUAUAGGAAACAAACUACUGCUGUCAGAGAGUAAGGGAACAGUACUACACCCAUUCCCCAAACCUGGAACAUUUUACAUUGCUUCACAGUCCUCCUGCAAUUCCACGCAGCCCCUAAAAAUGGUCUUGACAGUUAUUGAUAACAUCCACCAUAGCGAACAGUACAUCAAAUCCCAUUGCCGAGACUCUGUCUACAUGGUGUGGCGCCAGGCACAACUGGACAAAUACCAUGGAGUGGACGGGGUGGCUGCAUCAUUGGGCGGAGUGGUCGUCGGUCUCGUCAUACUGUCAGCUGUCCUGCUCUGGGACCGCCUUCUUAAUGCUGAGUCGUCGGGAGUCAACGGAUUCGAGAGAUUCUAACACAUGUGACUGGUCUUGGUCAUUGCUGACCAUAAUACUCAUGAUCUGUUUUGGCCUUUAUUGGCCACACUUUUAAUCCUCUUGGUCUUGACUGACCAUGGCCCUAUGCAAGCUUGAUCUCCAUCGAUUGUACCCCUGUCCAGAAAUGGCCUGGACUGAUCAUAUCCUUAUCUCUUGUCCACACUUUGUCUGGACUGACAAUAUCCCUGUCCAGACUUAGUCUGGACUAACCAGACCCUUGUCCACUGUUGUUCUCAACUGACCAUGUCCCAAACCAGACUUUGACCAUACCCAUGUCCAGACUUAGUCUGCACUGACUUUAUUACUGUCCAGAUUGCAUCUGAACUGACCACAUUCCUCUUCACUACUGAUCUCUACAGACCGUGCCCCUAUCCACACUUUGACCAUGUCCCUGUCCAGACUUGGUCUGGACUAACUAUACCCCUGUCCAUUGUUUGUCUCUGCUGGCCACACCUCUAUCUACACUUGAUCUGCUUUGACCAUUCCCUUGUCCAGACUUAGUCUGGACUGACCAUGCCCUUGUCCAUUGGUCUUUAUCAAUCACACCCCUGCCCAGUUUUGGCCUUCACUGACCACACCUGACCCUCUAGGUCAACACUGACUAUACUCCUGUCUAGUCUUGUUCUCUACUGCCCACACUCUUGUCCAAACCUGAUCUCCAUUGAUACCCCCCACCACUGUCAAGACUUGUUGUCCUCUGACUACACCUCUGUUUUAACUUGGUCUUCAUUGACCACAUCCCUAUCCAUCAUAGUCAUGACUGACCACACCGUUGUCAAAACUUGACCACCACUGUCCACUCCCUUCCCUUCUUGGUCUCAACUGGCCACACCCCUAAUCAAACUAGGUUUUCAGUUGACCAUAACUUUGUCCAAACUUGGCCUCCACUGUUGACUCCUAUCCCUCUUAACCCUUUUUGUUACCAGCCUGGCUGAAACCGCCUCUGGCUCUGAGUACAAAUGUCUUGUUUCAUGGAUUCUGAAUUUAAAUUUUCCACCAAACCUUAGUCACAAUUUAUGUUCCUAAAACCAGCAUUAUCAUAAUUAAGUUAUUUUACUAAAUUCUUUGUUAUAUUUAAAAUUAAUUGAAAGAAACACAGAGCAACUCAACAGAAAUAUGGUAACAAAAGGGUUAAUCUCUUGGCUCACCCCUGAUCAAACUUGCUUUCCACUUGAUCACCAUACCCUUGUCAAGACUUGACCUCCACUGUCCACUCCCUUCCCUUCCUGGUUUCAACUUGCCAUACUCCUAAUCAAACUUGAUUUUCAAUUGACCACCCCAAUCCCUCUUAAUCUUGGUUGACCACACCCCUGGUCAAACAUGGUUUCCUUUGACCACACCCUUGUCAAAAACUUGAUAUUUGCUGACCAUCCCCAUCCCUCUUAAUCUUGGUCUCAACUGGCCACACCCCUGGUCAAACAUGGUUUCCAGUUGACCACACCCUUGUCAAAAACUUGAUAUUUGCUGACCAUCCCCAUCCUUCUUAAUCUUGGUCUCGACUGGCCAUGCCCUUGGUCAAACUUGGUUUCCAGUUGACUGCACCCUUGUAAAAACUUGGUCUUUGCUGGUCAUGCCCUGUUCAUCUUUGUCUCAACUGACCACACCCCUAAUAAACAUUGGUUUUUCCUUGCCCAUUCCCUUGUCAAAACCCAGUGUUCACACAACACACCCUAUCCAUCUUGGGCUUGGUUGGCCACACCCCUGGUCAAAUUUGUUGUUUUUUUUCCCCUGACCAUAUCCUUGUCAAGAUUUGGCCUUCUCUGACAAUGUACCCCUCCUGACAAUCUGAUAUUUCAUGAGCCACAUUACUGACCAUUCUUGGUCUCAGCUGACCAUGGUCCCUUAAUGAGCCCUUUCUUUUGAUCUCAUUUCAGCCAAUGCUGACCAAAAUUGACCGUAUCUUGGGAACAUUCCUACUAACUGUGCAACCAUUGAAAAAAAAAACAUGCUUGUCCCCUUGGGGGUGCUUUUGGUAUGCUGUCACCUCAUUU
This is a messenger RNA of Octopus sinensis (East Asian common octopus), 4871 nucleotides long. RefSeq lists its product as uncharacterized. NCBI's taxonomy places the organism in Eukaryota, Metazoa, Mollusca, Cephalopoda, Octopoda, Octopodidae. The coding region runs from base 79 to 2859 and encodes 926 amino acids. The transcript has 23 exons. The record is from RefSeq and is a predicted model, not a curated record.